This is a messenger RNA of Symsagittifera roscoffensis, 4128 nucleotides long. RefSeq names its product mucin-2-like. The transcript is spliced from 9 exons. The record is from RefSeq and is a predicted model, not a curated record. Bases 1 to 4128 code for a protein of 1375 amino acids. Lineage: Eukaryota; Metazoa; Xenacoelomorpha; Acoela; Convolutidae.
AUGUCAUUAAACGGCUGGGCAGCACCAGCACAGGUGUCAGUAAUAUCCGAAAAUCAUCAGUCAAUCCUUGGGCGUGAUCUGAUGGGCACCCUAGGCCUGGAGUUGGUGCAAAAGAAGAAGGUGAUGGGAAUCACGGGGGAAGGUAGCAGUCAAGAAGAGGAGGAAUAUGAUGAAUUGCAAACUUAUUUCUACAAGGCGAGUAUUCUUCCUAAUGUGGAGUUAACCCUAGAUUGGGAGAAGCGGAGCGACCUGGUAUACGCCCCUGAAAAUAGAAAAACCCCAAGGGUUUUGGAUGAGCAGGAGUUAAUCGAAACGGACGCACCCAAGGCAACAGAAAUAGUAGACCCCAAGGCAGCUCAAGUGUUACCCGAGGCACCAGCAUGGCUCAACAGACAUAGAACUAGUACUACAACAGUAUAUCAAAAGACGGGGAAAACAGACCCCAAGGACCCGAGAAGGUCGGCGGCUGAAGAAAGCCGAAUUGUGAAUAGAAGUGACGCGUGCACCCCAGGUCCUAGUUCGAGUUCAACGAGCACCCCGGGUCCAAUUGCUUGCGAUAACCAGCAGCAGUCACAUAUGUUAGGUUUCAAGGAUGAGAAAGUAGGAGACAGUCCAUUUUCUCGGCUCACUAUCCUUCCGGGUAAUCAUACAUCCAACCCGUCGACUAUAGAGACGACAAGUGAAGCUACCACAAUUGGAGAGCACACAACUACCCACAAUCGACCCACUUUAUUUCCCAAGCCUACUACCCACCCGACGACUGAAGAGACAACAACCGAGGCUACCACGACUGAAGAGCUGACAAGUGAAGCUACCACAACUGGAGAGCAUUCAUCUACCCACAAUCGACCCACUUUAUUUCCCAAGCCUACCACCCACCCGACGACUGAAGAGACAACAACCGAGGCUACCACGACUGAAGAGCCGACAAGUGAAGCUACCACAACUGGAGAGCACACAACUACCCACAAUCGACCCACUUUAUUUCCCAAGCCUACUACCCACCCGACGACUGAAGAGACAACAACCGAGGCUACCACGACUGAAGAGCCGACAAGUGAAGCUACCACAACUGGAGAGCACACAACUACCCACAAUCGACCCACUUUAUUUCCCAAGCCUACUACCAGCCCGACGACUGAGGAGACAACAACCGAGGCUACCACGACUGAAGAGCCGACAAGUGAAGCUACCACAACUGGAGAGCAUUCAUCUACCCACAAUCGACCCACUUUAUUUCCCAAGCCUACCACCCACCCGACGACUGAAGAGACAACAACCGAGGCUACCACGACUGAAGAGCCGACAAGUGAAGCUACCACAACUGGAGAGCACACAACUACCCACAAUCGACCCACUUUAUUUCCCAAGCCUACUACCCACCCGACGACUGAAGAUACAACAACCGAGGCUACCACGACUGACGAGCCGACAAGUGAAGCUACCACAACUGGAGAGCACACAACUACCCACAAUCGACCCACUUUAUUUCCCAAGCCUACUACCCGCCCGACGACUGAGGAGACAACAACCGAGGCUACCACGACUGAAGAGCCGACAAGUGAAGCUACCACAACUGGAGAGCACACAACUACCCACAAUCGACCCACUUUAUUUCCCAAGCCUACUACCCACUCGACGACUGAAGAGACAACAACCGAGGCUACCACGACUGAACAGCCGACAACCGAGGCUACCACCACUGAAGAGCCGACAACCGAGGCUACCACCACUGAGGAGCCGACAACCCAGGCUACCACUACUGAAGAGCCAACAACCGAGGCCACCACGACUGAAGAGCCGACAAGUGAAGCUACCACAACUGGAGAGCACACAACUACCCACAAUCGACCCACUUUAUUUCCCAAGCCUACUACCCACCCGACGACUGAAGAUACAACAACCGAGGCUACCACGACUGACGAGCCGACAAGUGAAGCUACCACAACUGGAGAGCAUUCAUCUACCCACAAUCGACCCACUUUAUUUCCCAAGCCUACCACCCACCCGACGACUGAAGAGACAACAACCGAGGCUACCACGACUGAAGAGCCGACAAGUGAAGCUACCACAACUGGAGAGCACACAACUACCCACAAUCGACCCACUUUAUUUCCCAAGCCUACUACCCACCCGACGACUGAAGAGACAACAACCGAGGCUACCACGACUGAAGAGCCGACAAGUGAAGCUACCACAACUGGAGAGCACACAACUACCCACAAUCGACCCACUUUAUUUCCCAAGCCUACUACCAGCCCGACGACUGAGGAGACAACAACCGAGGCUACCACGACUGAAGAGCCGACAAGUGAAGCUACCACAACUGGAGAGCAUUCAUCUACCCACAAUCGACCCACUUUAUUUCCCAAGCCUACCACCCACCCGACGACUGAAGAGACAACAACCGAGGCUACCACGACUGAAGAGCCGACAAGUGAAGCUACCACAACUGGAGAGCACACAACUACCCACAAUCGACCCACUUUAUUUCCCAAGCCUACUACCCACCCGACGACUGAAGAUACAACAACCGAGGCUACCACGACUGACGAGCCGACAAGUGAAGCUACCACAACUGGAGAGCACACAACUACCCACAAUCGACCCACUUUAUUUCCCAAGCCUACUACCCGCCCGACGACUGAGGAGACAACAACCGAGGCUACCACGACUGAAGAGCCGACAAGUGAAGCUACCACAACUGGAGAGCACACAACUACCCACAAUCGACCCACUUUAUUUCCCAAGCCUACUACCCACCCGACGACUGAAGAUACAACAACCGAGGCUACCACGACUGACGAGCCGACAAGUGAAGCUACCACAACUGGAGAGCACACAACUACCCACAAUCGACCCACUUUAUUUCCCAAGCCUACUACCCACUCGACGACUGAAGAGACAACAACCGAGGCUACCACGACUGAACAGCCGACAACCGAGGCUACCACCACCGAAGAGCCGACAACCGAGGCUACCACCACUGAGGAGCCGACAACCCAGGCUACCACUACUGAAGAGCCAACAACCGAGGCCACCACGACUGAUGAGACAACAACCGAGGCUACCACGACUGUAGAGACAACAACCGAGGCUUUCACGACCGAUGAGACAACAACUGAGGCUACUACCACUGAAGAGACAACAACCGAGGCUACCACGACUGUAGAGACAACAACCGAGGCUUUCACGACCGAAGAGACAACAACCGAGGCUACCACCACUGAAGAGACAACAACCGAAGCUACCACGACUGUAGAGACAACUACCGAGGCUUUCACGACCGAAGAGCCGACAACCGAGGCCACCACGACUGUAGAGACAACAACCGAGGCUUUCACGACCGAAGAGCCGACAACCGAGGCCACCACGACCGAAGAGUCAACAACCGAGGCCACCACGACUGAAGAGUCGACAACCGAGGCUUCCACCACUGAAGAGACAACAACCGAGGCUACCACCACUGACAUGUCGACAACGGGGAUUUUUUCAACCACCGAGUUAUCAACCCUUCCUCCUGGAAUCUGCGUUGUCUGCAAUAACGGAACGUUUUCUCCAGAAACAGGAAAUUGCCGAAAACAGGUUUGUCCUGAAGGAGAAUGUCUGAAAGGAUGCUGCGAAAAGUGCUCCACAGGAGAAUACAGCGGAAACAAUGCAACUGGCUACACUGCGUGCAUCAAGUGUGCGGCCGGAUCCUAUGCAAACGAGAGCGGAAGUUCCAACUGCACUGCUUGCGAGAAGGGCUAUUACACCGGAAACACCACAGGCAACUCGGUCUGCACCCAGUGUCCACAAGGAUUCUACUGUCCGAAUGCUUAUUCGUCACCCCGCCGAUGUCCCUCUGGUGACGUCUGUCCGGCUGGGUCGGUGGUGGCCACCAAGUGCUCCAGUGUAGUCGAGUCGGCCGACCACACGUCACAGAAAUGCAAGAAAACUGCUUGGUACUAUCUCUUCAUCAUUGUGCCUGUAAUCCUGGCUGCGACACUCAUUGGUGUGCUCGUAGGGGCGCUUGUGGUCUACAAUCUGGAGCGACCAGCCUCAGUCUACGACAAAAUACAGCCCCGAAUGGGCAAAAUGCACACGGGCAUUCGCUCUCUCCUCGGACGAGGAAGAGUCAUCAAUUAA